Molecule: messenger RNA, 915 nt
Organism: Solanum verrucosum
Lineage: Eukaryota; Viridiplantae; Streptophyta; Magnoliopsida; Solanales; Solanaceae
Exons: 1
Coding region: 1-915 (304 amino acids)
Molecular function (GO): nucleic acid binding; zinc ion binding
Source: RefSeq, a predicted model, not a curated record
AUGAAUUUCAAGAAGUGGCAGCAAAAGAUGCUAUUUUAUUUAACUACUUUAAGUCUACAAAGAUUCAUCAAAGAAAGUGUUCCUGAGUUAGCAGAUUCUACUCCGGAAGGUGAAUGCAUUAUGGUUAUUGAAGCUUGGAAGCAUUCUGAUUUCUUAUGCAAGAACUAUAUUUUGAAUGGGCUUCAUGAUGACUUUUACAAUGUGUACAGUAAUAUGAAAACUUCCAAAGACCUCUGGGAUGCUAUAGAAAAGAAGUAUAACACGGAGGAUGCCAGGUUGAAGAAAUUCAUCCUUGGCAAAGUCUCUAGACUUCAAGAUGGUAUAGAUAACAAAUAUGUUGUUACUCAAGUUCAGGAAUUGCAAUUGAUUAUCAAUUAUCUCUUUGCGGAAGAUCUAGUGAUUAAUGAGGCCUUCCAAGUAGCUGCUACGAUUGACAAGUUACCUCCUCUAUGGAAGGACUUCAAAAACAACUUAAAGCAUAAGAUAAAGGAGAUGUCCCUUGAAGAUCUCAUUGUAAGAUUGAGAAUUGAAAAGGAUAAUAAGGCUGCAGAGAAGAGGCCUCGUGGAAAUUCAACAAUAUUAGGAGCCAAUAUUGUUGAAGAUGGAAGGUCUAAAAAGAGAAAGGCAAACUCUGCACAGCAAAGUAGUCAACCUGAGAAGAAAUUAAAAGGUAGUUGCUUUAAUUGUGGAGAAAAUGGUCAUAGGGCUGCAAAUUGUAAGGCUCCCAAGAAAGUGAAGAAGAAAGAUCAAGCAAAUGUUGCUGAAUUUGAAGAUGAUGAUCUAUGUGUUAUGCAUUUUGAAUGCAAUCUUGUUGGCAAUCCAAGAGAGAGAUGGAUAGAUUCUGGUGCCACCGCCAUGUAUGUGCCAACAAAGAACUUUUUGCAUCAUUUGAGCCUACUCAAGGUGAUGACAUAA